This is a messenger RNA of Nematolebias whitei (Rio pearlfish), 2490 nucleotides long. RefSeq names its product mediator of RNA polymerase II transcription subunit 15-like. The transcript is spliced from 3 exons. NCBI's taxonomy places the organism in Eukaryota, Metazoa, Chordata, Actinopteri, Cyprinodontiformes, Rivulidae. The record is from RefSeq and is a predicted model, not a curated record. Bases 31 to 2490 code for a protein of 819 amino acids.
CCACGGCAUGCAAUUUCUUUUAUUUUGCCAAUGCUCGUGCCUAACAAACAGUUAGGUCUUGGACGCUCCCACAGCUGGGACACCUUAGGAGGGAAUGAGGGUCAGUGGGAUAGGCAGUUUGACAGUGUGUAUGAGCAGCAAGCAAAAGUAGCAGGCCGACGAAACUCCCUGUCAUACGUGGAGGGGGGAGGGUGGUACGAGGCUCCACCAGGGGUGUGUCCUCCUGACCUGGAUUUGAAACGUGCUCCAUAUUCCUACCAAGACUCACCCUACGGGCAGGUUUAUGCUGAGCGACACGAUCCACGGGGGUUGAGGAAGAGCUCUGUACCAGAUUUAAACCAUUACGAGCGGGCAUCCAUGGCUCAUCGAGCAUCCAUUCCACAUCAGGAUUAUUAUUCUCAUGAUUCAGCCAUGACGCCUCGGCCACCUGAGGGCCUUUACCGGUCAGAUCACCAGCCUCCACCAUCUCAUCCACUGAGCAGGUCAGGUUCGCAUUUUGGUAUGGCGUCUGGGGCUCGUACUGCAUGGGAUCAUAGUCAGUCAGGUAGGACAGGACAUCAAGCUCCUUUAUCACCUCUGCCUCCUCCUCCAACAGUCCAUGAGUUGAAUCGAAUCUAUAGAGAACCUGGUGCUAUACCUGUUGCCAAGAUGAUGCAAGAUGGUCAACAACACUUACCUUCUAGAGACCCACCUCCUGUUCAAUAUGGUAUGGAGCAAGCUUCUCCUCGAUAUGCCAGUGAACCUCCACCUAUGUCUAGUCAGUCUGUCUUUACCAAUGUUGAUGGCCACCCUCUGGAUCCACAGCAGCAGGUUGCCACCUGUCUUGUAAUAGAUCCUGGUAGUCAAGGUGUGAUAAUGAGGCAAGAUACAGCAUCACCUUACACCAUCCAACAGCAGCAGCAAUUACAGCAGCAACAACUGCAUCAGCAGCAACUUCAGCAACAAGUACCUCAACAGCAACUCCAGCAGCAACAAUUGCAACAGCAGCAAUUGCAACAACAGCAACUACAGCAACAUCAACUACAACAAAUGCAGCAGCAGCAGCAACAACUACAGCAAAUACAGCAGCAGCAGCAACAACUACAACAGCAACCAAUUCAACAACAGCCUCAGCAAGACCAGCUGCAGCAGCAUCUCCAACAGCAACAUCCACUUCCACCUACCAUGCCAGUGUCCAGCCCACACCUUGCAAUGUCUGCUCCACUGCCAGCUCCCCCUGCUCCUGUGCAGACUGCAGCAGUUGUCCCAGCUGUACCUGUUCCUGUGCAAGCAGUCCCUACUCCUGUGCCCCCUCCUCCAACUACUCCACUUCCUACUCCAUCUUCUGCACCUCUCCUAACUGCCCCACAGGCACCAUUGCCUAUAGAUCCCAAGAAGGCAGUUGAUACAGAAUUCCUCUCUUUGUUGCGAAAUGAAGGCCUAACAGAAAGCACUAUAUCCUCACUCAUCCAGCAGGGAUUUGACUCCACUAGUAUGCUAGCUGUUAUGGAGGAGAAUGAUGUCCGUACUGUUGCCCCCAACCUUGGCCAGGCUCGUGUACUGUCUCGCUUGCUCCACAACUUCAAGCGGCCUGUUGAUGCUACGCCAGCCCCCUCCCGACCUCAGACACCAAUGAGAGGCCGAUCUAAUAGCUUUAGCCAUCGCUCAGACAUCUACCACCAACAGCACCACCAUUCAUCACAUCCUUCACAUGUUUUAGCCAUGGAUCCUCAGCUUAUGGCCCCACUGACCCCUGGGGCUAUGCAAACCAUCUCUCCAAGGAUGGGUGAAGUAAUAAGUAGGAGGCCCAGCAGUGCUCCUUCUCAAAACUUCUUGGAGACCUCUAUAGGAUACCCAGGCCAACCUCCUCGAUCUCCUGGGCCAUAUUCUGGAGCCCUUAUGCCUGUCCAGACAAGACCUAUGUCAGCCUAUUCCUCUGGAGUAGCAAUGCCUGGGGUAUCUAUGCAGGGUAUGCAGAUAAUGCCACAACAGAUGACUGGGUCAAUGCCUGCCAUACCGGGAUCUGUAUCAGGGAUGCCACAGCAGAUGCCUGUAUCCAUGUCAGCUUUGCAUCAGCCACCGCAACAAGUACCAAAAGCAUACUCCACCAAUUACACGGUACCAAUGGAGCUGAUGAAGAGGGAUAGGAGUUUACUCCCAUUGUCACCCAUGCAUAGCCCUCACCCAAACCCUCAACUAAUACGUAAAGGAGGUCAAGCAUCAGACAAUGCCCAUGUCCCAAUAGGAAUACCUGUUCAAGGCCAAGGUACCCUGGUUGCUAACCAGAAGUUGAGUCGACGCACAGGUCCACCUGUCAUCGUAUCUACUAUGGCGUCUCCGGACACAAGGAGAGAAGAGGACGGAGCUGACGGAGAAGAAGAGGAGGCUGAGGACGAUACAAGUGAUCCAGCUCAAGAGGACGAGAAGAGGAGACAAGUCCAGGGUCGCCUUCUGGAGCUGGGGGACAAGACGAAAAUAUUCUUUUCAUUUUCUUCCUUCUCUGGAGAUUAA